Messenger RNA from Kluyveromyces lactis, 1014 nucleotides. RefSeq names its product mitochondrial 37S ribosomal protein mS46 RSM28 (gene RSM28). The record is from RefSeq and is a predicted model, not a curated record. Bases 1 to 1014 code for a protein of 337 amino acids. Lineage: Eukaryota; Fungi; Ascomycota; Saccharomycetes; Saccharomycetales; Saccharomycetaceae. The transcript has a single exon.
AUGCUAGCUUCUACAUUCUCUAAAAGGGCUUAUAGCUCUGUCUCUCCGGACUUUUUAGCAUCAGUUUUGCAAAGAGUGAAGGAAGUUCCUAUCAAGGCAAGAGAACCACGUAAACCAAGAUCUGACAGAAAGGUGAGGUCAGCUGGGAGGGAAGAUAAGAGACAAACAGCAAGAUUUGAUGACAGAUCCGGAGGAAAUAAACCCAGGGAUAAUAGACAAGUCCGUAAUGGUCAAGACCGUGGUGGUAAAAAUUUUAGAGAAAGAACACAAAGAACGGAUACUAGAGGAACCAAUGGCCCGGUAGUACAAACAGGUACGGCUAAAAGACAGACACCAAAGAUUACCGGUACUAAUGAGUAUAGUGAGAUUUCAGGCAAAGUUCAAAAUUUGGGUACCAGACAGAAUCGUAGAAGCGAUGAAAGGAAAACUCGUAAAACCGUUCCAGGGUUGAAAAUUUCCAGUAAUUUGGGAUCGGAAAACGUUGUGCAAAAUAUUCACAACUCGGCUGUAUAUGUUCCACAAGAUCCAACACCGUUAUCGUUGCUAAGAUACAGACCUGCUCUGGCUCCAACUUUCAGUGCAAGGACAUUCAGAUAUGCAGUUUCAACACUAAAAGACGCCGACUUCCCUGUGCAUCGUUCAUUGAAUGAUGGUGUCACAAUUAAUGGAAAGAACGUCAGUAAGCGUAUGACAGCGAACAAAGACAACUUUGGUGAAUACGUGCCAGCUUCCAUUUUGAAAUUGCAGGUGGAACCGUUGACAAAAAACAUCCAAAUUUCUCCGGAUCUAGAAAAACUUGAGCAAUCCGUCAAGGGUAGUUUCCACAUUCUCAAGCCAUACACAAAGAAGGACUUUGCCAAACUAACAAAAGCAGAAGACAAAAGAGAGCAACUUCUGCAAAAUAGCGAAAUUGUGAGAAAGAGUUUAGAACAAAGCAACUUGGCUUCAACUGAAAAAGAACUUUUGCAAAAAGUCUGUUCCGGUUUGGCACCAGUCUCUGAAUUGACAGCUUGA